GUGAUACAUACCUUCCUGCGCGCCGUGGAUGAGCUGCUGCGGAAUUUCUAUCGCGACAAAUACGUCGGCUCCUUCGGACAAGGCGAACUGUCUCUGGAAAAGAGUUUGCGCUUAUGUCUUGUUCCGGGCAUCAAUAUGCAUCAGAGCAACCAUAUGGAGCAGGACCACAUGUCGGGACAUCAAGAAGGAAAAAUAGCGUCAGGAGAUGGAAAAAAAUCCUCUGGAGCAGGCGUAACUGAGACAAAGAAUACGCAGUGUGGACACGGGAGCUCGUCCAAAUAUCCUUCGCACAGCGAAGAUCUACACAUAUAUGCAGAGAUUGAAGUUCCUCGAGCAGGGGAUGUCAGCGGCGGUUCGAGUUCCGAAAAUCCAAAAACGAUAAUGGGACUUUUUUGGGACGAAAUUGUAAAAAGUAAUUGUUUGACCC
Amoebophrya sp. A25 is the source of this 427-nucleotide messenger RNA. Lineage: Eukaryota; Dinophyceae; Syndiniales; Amoebophryaceae. The record is from the annotation of a GenBank genome assembly.